This is a messenger RNA of Magallana angulata, 3375 nucleotides long. RefSeq names its product ribosome biogenesis protein SPATA5-like. Gene Ontology annotation, cellular component: cytoplasm. Bases 144 to 2744 code for a protein of 866 amino acids. Lineage: Eukaryota; Metazoa; Mollusca; Bivalvia; Ostreida; Ostreidae. The transcript is spliced from 16 exons. The record is from RefSeq and is a predicted model, not a curated record. Gene Ontology annotation, molecular function: ATP binding; ATP hydrolysis activity.
CUCUGUAAAUCACCGACGAGCAGAGACAUACGGAGACAGCCAAGCGUCUGGUUGAUCUCCCUGUCGUUAUUUUUCCGGAACAAAAACGUAUCCGGUUUUAUGCAUAUUUCAAAUGUAGAAUAUCCGAUUUUUGUUGGUACAACAUGCCUGCAAAAUCGAAAUCAAAUCGUGUCGAGUUUCACGAAUGUGUUAAGUGUCAUUGUAUUGUUCAUAGUAAAGAUUUAAGUACACACGUUAGCGAAUGUUCUGGUGUUGAAAAUCACACACUAUCGCAUGCAUAUGUUAAGGAUGCAGUGUUUCAUGGUGUUGUUUCUGUCGCCACAGUAGAACCAUCGGUUCCGAAAGCCACCAAAAAGGAUGUGGUCCUUGUCCAUCCCUCUGUGAUGAGUUUAUGUGGACUCUCCAUUGGUCAAGAAUGUAUCAUUCAGGAGACACAUGUCGGAAUUGCUUGGCCUUCGCCCAGUUCUCCCUCUUCACAAGUCGCUUUGACACAAGACUUGAUGACUUUACUCCUCCUUGGUUCAGGGGAUCAUGUGACUGUACAAUCCCUUACACAGUGUCCUGUCCGGGCAGCAGAGGCAAGGCUCAAACCAAAAGAUUGGAAACAAUUCUAUGAAGAAGAAGAUUUUAUCAAUUACCUUCAAAAAUCUCUUUAUUGUAAGUGCUUGAGACUGGAAAGUGAGGUAUGUUUGACCUACUUUGGGCAGAUAUGUCAAAUGAAGGUCAUCCAGCUAACAGUGCAGACAGAGGAUGCUGUUCUUUGUGAUCUAAGUACAGACAAUAUCACUAGCCUGACCCAGGGGGUGGACCAACUAAACCUGUCAGAUAUGAAUGAAUCCUCUGUUUCAAAUGAACUUGACAGUCGAGACUUUUGUGAACAUUUGAGCUCAACCCCAAACAGAGAGAGGCUAAAAUCUCCCAAAGAGACUCCAGGAAAGGAAUCCAGUUCCGUAGCAACAAUAACCUCCCCCCAAAGGGGCGACGAUCUGUUAAACAGUUCACUGUUCCAAACACCUGUCAAGCAGCGACCAUGCCAAAACACUUGGGAUUUUUACAGAAUUUGUUCUACAACCAAGUGCUUUGUGGUGAGGGAGACAGAGGAGGCAGCUAAAGAACAGAGGAAAUCUGGAGUGACCUUCCAGGACAUCGGGGGGAUGUCAGCACAGAUAGCUGCCAUCAGAGAGACUGUGAUGCUUCCUCUAAAGUCUCCCCAUCUCUUCAGUUCUUCUGGUCUCCCGUUUCCGCGUGGCAUUCUCUUGUUUGGCCCAAGUGGGACAGGAAAAUCCAUGCUUAUUCAGGCGAUGUGCAAUGAAAUGAACAUACACACUGCGACUGUGUCUACCACGAACAUCAUCAGCAAGUUUUAUGGAGAGUCUGAAGCAAGGUUAAGAAACAUAUUCAAAGAAGCAGAAGAAAGAGCUCCAAGCAUUAUUGUCAUGGAUGACAUCGACUCCAUGUUUGCAAAUCGUGACAAAACUCAAAACGAGGCUUUACGUCGCCUUGUUUCUACUCUGUUGACCUUGAUGGAUGGAAUAGUUUCAAAAUCGAGCCCUGAUAAAUUUGUGAUGGUUCUGGCUGCAACAGUUCGACCAGAAUCUCUGGACCCUGCACUGCGUCGCCCUGGGCGAUUAGACCGCGAGGUGGAAGUUGGAGUUCCUACAGCCAAAGAGAGGCUAGAAAUUUUAGAGAAAUUAUUAAGUAAUAUACCGAACAGUUUGGGAGAAGAUGAUAGAAAGCAAAUUGCGGACACAACACAUGGAUAUGUUGGAGCAGAUAUUUUGUGUCUAUGCCAACAAGCCAAUAUUAAUGCUAUAAAAAGAGAAAUUGAAGAUGUUGGAAAAGGCACCAAAAUUAAACUUUGUGAUGUUACUGCUGCCAUGACUACCAUUCAGCCCAGUGCUAUGAGAGAAAUACAGCUAGAAAUUCCAAAGGUUCACUGGUCAGACAUUGGAGGUCAGGAGGAGGUCAAACUGAAAUUAAAACAGGCCGUUGAAUGGCCCCUCAGACACCCAGAGGCCUUCAGCAGGAUGGGAAUCACCCCACCUCGGGGAAUUCUCAUGUAUGGCCCUCCAGGUUGCUCCAAGACUAUGAUUGCCAAGGCUCUUGCCACUGAGAGUGGUUUGAAUUUCCUGGCAGUAAAGGGCCCUGAGCUGUUUAGUAAAUGGGUUGGUGAAUCUGAGAGAGCUGUGAGGGAGGUAUUUAGAAAAGCCAGAGCAGCAGCGCCAUCUAUUGUCUUUUUUGAUGAAAUUGAUGCUUUGGCAAUAGAAAGGGGCAGUUCUUCGGGGAGUAGCAGUGUCGGGGACAGAGUGCUGGCCCAGCUUCUGACAGAAAUAGACGGGGUGCAGAGCCUGAGGGAUGUCACAGUAGUGGCUGCCACUAAUCGACCGGAUAUGAUUGACAAGGCUCUCAUGCGCCCUGGGCGAUUGGACCGGAUUCUCUACGUCCCUCUCCCAGAUCUGCCCACAAGGCGACAGAUCUUCACAAUUCAUCUGAACAGGAUGCCCACAGGAAGUACAGUGGAUGUUGACAAACUAGUGACAGCCACAGGCAAAUACUCGGGAGCUGAGGUUUCUGCUGUUUGCCACGAGGCAGCCAUGUUUGCUCUUCAGGAGGAUAUCCUCAGUAAGAGAGUGGAGCAGAGACAUUUUGAUAAAGCUUUGACAGUUGUCUCCCCUCGUAUCAGUGAUCAGCUGAUCCAGUUCUAUCAGAAUUACCACCUAACCAGUGGUCUACAGACAGUCUGAAAACCACGCCAGACUCAGUUACAAAGUAUACAUACAAAAUAUUCACAAAAAUCAUCCAACCAGUGGUCUAAAGUCUGAGAAAAUCAAACCAGACUUUAUGAUAAAGGAUCCACCAGACUACAAAGUAUACACAUGGAGUCACCUAACCAGUGGUCUACAGUGUGAAAUCAUGCUUGACACCUUAAUGAAGCCUUUAACAAAAGUAUCCCACAAAAUCCCAUUGCAAGUAGUCCACAGACAGUAUGAAUAUCAGGUAAUUAUUGUUACACAUACAACCCUUCAGUGAAAGAUGAAAAAGUAACAAUGAUAUUGUAUAACAUUGUAUAAUUACUGAAUACCAUUCCAUCACCUCCUUUGACCAUAUACAGUGGUGUUCAGGUCAGGUGAUGAGAACAGAUACCAACUGACCACCGUGUAAUAGACUGAAGUCAUCAGUUGUUGGACCCUGUACGCACUGUGAAUGAGGUCUGUUCACACACAGCACAGGAAACUGAUGUCUAAACAUGAUAUUGUAUUCGGAGUGGAAAUGGAAACAAAUACUUACUCUAAUUAUUACAUACACACUUUUGUUUUAUUAAAACAUCAGUCUGUAUGUCUUUGAGGAAUAAAAACAUCAUCAAAUCCUUUUAAA